AGGCCCCGCCUCCCAGUAAAGAGAGACCAGCGCUGCGGUUCCGGGAGCCGGGUGGCGGCGGCCAGCACCCGCAGCAGCGGGCACCGGGCACCUGUCGGAGAGUCUCGGACUUGAGGCCGGAGGCUCCACUCCCUGCGAGCCCAGAUGCCGCUCCAGCCUUCAAGCAAAGACACAGAAGAGAUGGAAGCAGAGGGUGAUUCAGCUGCCGAGAUGAACGGAGAGGAGGAAGAGAGUGAGGAGGAACGAAGUGGCAGCCAGACCGAGUCCGAGGAGGAGAGCUCAGAGAUGGACGACGAGGACUACGAGCGGCGCCGCAGCGAGUGCGUCAGUGAGAUGCUGGACCUGGAGAAGCAGUUCUCGGAGCUAAAGGAGAAAGCGAGAAGCUGCUGCUCUAUGACACGCUGCAGGGGGAGCUGCAGGAGCGGAUCCAGAGGCUGGAGGAGGACCGCCAGAGCCUGGACAUCAGCUCGGAGUGGUGGGAUGACAAACUGCACACCAGAGGCAGCUCAAGGACCUGGGACUCCCUGCCACCCAGCAAGAGGAAGAAGGCACCCCUCGUUUCUGGCCCUUACAUCGUGUACAUGCUGCAGGAGAUCGACAUCCUGGAGGACUGGACGGCUAUCAAAAAGGCUAGGGCGGCUGUGUCCCCUCAGAAGAGAAAAUCAGAUGGACCCUGACCCUGCGAUUCACAGCCAGCGGGCCCCUCUGGAGCAACAGGCACCAAAACCCGGAUUGACAUUUUCCUGCUGCAGCCAGGCAGACGGACAAGCCCUCGGGGUCUUUCCAGCCGGCUCUCCAGUGCUGCUCUGCGCACUCCCCUCCAGCCCUCGCUGGUCUGGACUCCUGCUCCUGCUCGGGCUUGUACAGCUGUGGCCCAAGCUGUCCUAGCCGGGCCAGACUGAGUCCCUCAUCCCCAACAGCCCCUCCCUUCCCCUGCCGUCAGCCCCAGGUCCCUCCCUGACGAAGACCUGCCUCGUCCUCAGCCAAAGCACAUCCUUCCUGCUGGCCUUGGACCUGGCUCCCCACUCACGGAGCCAGCGUGUUGGCCCACGUCGUGGGAACUCUGAACCAGAAGUUCUGUUGGGGGUCGGGCCGGGGUGGGGGUGGUGGGGAGCGGCUGUCCUGGCUCUUGCCGUGCUGAGAAGGCGGGCUCCCCAGGUCUUCUCAAGGCAGUCCUUGGUGCCUGCCCCCCACACUGCGGGGACUGGAAUUAAAGCAUUUCCUGGGUC
Myotis daubentonii (Daubenton's bat) is the source of this 1229-nucleotide messenger RNA. RefSeq names its product BRMS1 transcriptional repressor and anoikis regulator (gene BRMS1). Lineage: Eukaryota; Metazoa; Chordata; Mammalia; Chiroptera; Vespertilionidae. The record is from RefSeq and is a predicted model, not a curated record.